AUGAAUAACAGAGCAGCUUAUGGUAAGAUCGACAGGGAUCUCGAUGUUCUAGCUGGGGAUAUCAGUAAUUUAAGUUUCGAUGUGGGUAAUCAAAGUGCUUUUAGAGAUAGAAAACCUGAUUUGGGUCCUUCGAAAUAUAACAAGGAAAAUAGUUCUAAUAGCACUCCUUUUGCUUCGCCUGCAAAAUCUACUAUUUUUUUCAACGAGGAGGAUAACUCUAGGAUGGAAGUAGAUGAUUCAACUAGGGAGGAGAUUGAUAUAGCCAACUCACCAAAGAAAUUACCUCGUGGCUUCUACGAGAAAGCUGCUUCUAAUAAGACACAGAGAUUAGUGAGUGUAUGUCAAAUGUACUUUCUGGAUUAUUAUUGUGAUAUGUUUGAUUAUGUCAUCAGUAGAAGACAGCGUACUAAAAAGGUCCUAGAAUAUCUAACACAACAGAAGACUGUGCCUAGUGUUACAAAUGAAAGUUUGACUACAGAAUGGAAUUCAUAUUUACAUAAAGAGAAUGAGAUCUUAAGAAAAAGAAGAUUGAAACCCAAGAACAAAGAUUUUGAGAUAGUUACUCAAGUGGGCCAGGGUGGAUAUGGUCAAGUUUAUUUGGCAAGGAAAAGAGAUACAAAAGAGGUUUGUGCCUUAAAAGUUCUGAAUAAAAAAUUGUUAUUUAAAUUAAAUGAAACUAACCACGUUUUAACAGAAAGGGAUAUAUUGACCACCACCAGAUCCGAGUGGUUGGUUAAAUUAUUAUAUGCUUUUCAGGAUAGUGAGAGUUUAUACCUUGCCAUGGAAUUUGUACCAGGUGGUGAUUUCCGUACCUUACUAAUCAAUACUAGAUACUUGAAGAGUGCUCAUGCUAGAUUCUAUAUUAGUGAAAUGUUCUGUGCAGUUAACGCCUUACAUGAAUUAGGUUACACUCAUAGAGAUUUGAAACCUGAAAAUUUCUUAAUUGAUGCUAAAGGUCACAUAAAAUUAACUGAUUUUGGUUUAGCUGCAGGUACAGUAUCUAACGAAAGAAUAGAGAGUAUGAAGAUUAGAUUAGAAGAAGUCAAGAAUUUAGAAUUCCCUGCAUUUACCGAAAAAUCAAUAGAGGACAGAAGAUAUAUGUAUACACAUCUAAGAGAAACUGAAGUAAAUUAUGCAAAUUCAAUGGUAGGUUCUCCGGAUUAUAUGGCAUUAGAAGUUUUAGAAGGUAAGAAAUAUGAUUUCACAGUAGAUUAUUGGUCAUUGGGUUGUAUGCUAUUUGAAAGUUUAGUUGGAUACACACCAUUUAGUGGUUCAUCUACAAAUGAAACAUACGAAAAUCUAAGACAUUGGAAACAAACCUUAAGAAGACCACGUUUGGAGAAUGGUAGACCAGCAUUUUCUGAUAGAACAUGGGAUUUAAUAACCAGAUUGAUUGCUGAUCCAAUAAAUAGAAUAAAAUCUUUUGAACAUGUGAAGAGAAUGGCAUAUUUUAAUGAAAUUCAAUUCAAUGGACUAAGAGAUCUUCCACCUCCAUUUACACCUCAGUUAGAUAGUGAAACCGACGCUGGUUAUUUUGAUGAUUUCACUAAUGAAGCCGAUAUGGCAAAAUAUGCUGACGUCUUCAAAAGACAAAAUAAAUUAUCUGCACUUGUGGACGAUUCUGCCGUCGACUCAAAAUUAGUCGGUUUUACAUUUAGACAUAGAAAGGGGAAGCAAGGCUCAAGUGGGGUUCUAUAUCAAGGAUCUGAAAAUUCAGACCCAUUUGCGACAUUCUAUUAA
Molecule: messenger RNA, 1740 nt
Organism: Tetrapisispora phaffii CBS 4417
Lineage: Eukaryota; Fungi; Ascomycota; Saccharomycetes; Saccharomycetales; Saccharomycetaceae
Product: serine/threonine-protein kinase
Exons: 1
Coding region: 1-1740 (579 amino acids)
Biological process (GO): intracellular signal transduction; peptidyl-serine phosphorylation
Cellular component (GO): spindle pole body
Molecular function (GO): ATP binding; protein serine/threonine kinase activity
Source: RefSeq, a predicted model, not a curated record